AUGGAAGAUUCCUCUGAGCAUGCUGUCGUGGUAAAAUUCCGUUCUACCGGAAAGGACUUUAACUACAACUUUGAUCCGGCACAGUUAACAGUACGACAAUUGAAAGAAAGACUGACCACAAAGACUAGCAUACCUGCUGAUAGCAUGCGUCUAGUGUACUCGGGUAGAGUGUUAAAAGACGAAGACACAGUCGAGUUAUAUGGAGUAAAAGCAGGGCAUACAAUUUACGUUGUAAAAAUAGCGGCCAAUCGUGCAGCAGAACAGGCAGCAAACGCUUCGACGACUACGACGGCCACAAGUACGACUGCGACACCGACGACAUUACCAUCUACCAGAGGAUCUAACAACGUAUCAGGGAAUCCAUUUGGAGCAAAUUUAUUCGGAUUCGGGUCUGGACUUGAUCCAGACGUUAUGAGGAGUGUAAUGAAUUCCCCAAUGCUCAGGCAUUUGUUAUCGAACCCAGAGAUUGUCAGAUCGAUGAUGAUGCAAAAUCCGACUAUGCGACAGAUGAUCGAACGUAAUCCCGAGAUCGGACAUAUAAUUAAUGACCCAUCGUUCAUUCGACAGACGAUGGACAUGGCUAGAAAUCCAGAACUGAUGAGGGAAAUGAUGCGUAACAAUGAUCGCGCAUUAGCCAACUUGGAAACUAUUCCAGGUGGAUUUAAUCAUUUACGACGAAUGUAUCAUACGCUGCAAGAACCCCUGGAUUCUGCAGGAAGAAACAACGAUCAGUUAUCAGAAAUUGCUAACCAGCGACUUGCCCAGCUACUCAACGUGGAAAGCCCACCUGAGGGACAGAUCAAUAGCACUCCUCUGCCCAAUCCGUGGGCCCCGCGUAACAACAACCUGCAAACACAAGUUGGAAACCCAUUUGCAAAUAUAUUUCCCGUCGGUGUCAUACCACUUUCUAAUCAAACGCCUUUCUUAACAUCAAAUUCAUCACGUAACCAGUCACCUCAUUCAUCAAUAAGAUCAUCUACGUCGUCACCGUCUACUUCACAGUCGACUAAUAACACAACAGGACCGGGACAGUCAUCCAAUAACUCUCCAUUUCCAAUACCUGGCAUGCCAAUGCCAGCAGACCCAGAUUUUAUCCGGCGUCUACAACAAACUGCAGAGAGGCUGUUUUCACAUCAGUAUACAACCUCACAACAGUCCCAACGGCCGAAUUCAUAUUCAACAUCGAUGUUUAAUCCCAAUCCAUUGUUAAUGACUAUGCAAUCACCGUUCGGAAACGCGUCACCUCCGGCUCCACAACAGAAUACUGAUCCACCGCAAACACGUUUCCGUGAUCAACUUCGAAGAUUAGAAGAAAUGGGAUUUCAUGAUCAAGCACUUAAUAUCAGAGCUUUAUUUGCUGCUGGAGGUGACGUAACGUCAGCUAUUGAUUGGCUACUGCAGAACCUCAACUGA
Molecule: messenger RNA, 1413 nt
Organism: Paraglomus occultum
Lineage: Eukaryota; Fungi; Glomeromycota; Glomeromycetes; Paraglomerales; Paraglomeraceae
Source: the annotation of a GenBank genome assembly